This is a messenger RNA of Marchantia polymorpha subsp. ruderalis, 593 nucleotides long. The record is from the annotation of a GenBank genome assembly. Lineage: Eukaryota; Viridiplantae; Streptophyta; Marchantiopsida; Marchantiales; Marchantiaceae.
UCGUUGACUUCAGAGGCGGUUAUGUUUGUUGUUUACGACGGCGACUGAAGAAGUGGGGCCUUGGUAGAUGUGCAGCGCUCUGGCAGUCUCUGACUUCCGAGGGGCGCUCGGCUAGUGAGGUGAUGCAGCGCUUCUAGAACGAGAUAGACGAGCAAAUUCGGUGGAUGCGGUGGGUCAACUUGGUCAGGGGGUUCGCAAGUCUUCCGAUGUCCCGAACUCGUUCGUCUGUCGAUGGAUUGCCGAUUGCCGAUUGCCUUUAUCCGUCGGCACGUGCUGCUCGCCCUCGUAGGUCCCGUGGCCACCAGGAUCUCUCUGCUCGCCACGGGUGAACUAUUGUCAACCCGGCACGCCGUGCGUGCCUCACGUUACUGCGCACGAUGCGUACAUGUCAAUGGAAAUAGAGAUUCUGAGACUCAGUCUAGGACUUGUGUAAUCUGCAAGCUAUUCUUCGCAUGUGGAAGCGUAGGAUCGCCACCGGCUGACAAGAAUCUCUGCAUGUAGCUCCAUACGUUCACGGUGCAAACAUGGUAUCAAUACCAUAGGUGUAUAAAUUAUUAUAUCCCCUUAUUAUAAUAAUUGAUUAAGCUGCGUGA